Schizosaccharomyces octosporus yFS286 is the source of this 2346-nucleotide messenger RNA. RefSeq names its product thiamine-repressible acid phosphatase Pho4. The record is from RefSeq and is a predicted model, not a curated record. The coding region runs from base 774 to 2159 and encodes 461 amino acids. The transcript has a single exon. Gene Ontology annotation, molecular function: acid phosphatase activity. NCBI's taxonomy places the organism in Eukaryota, Fungi, Ascomycota, Schizosaccharomycetes, Schizosaccharomycetales, Schizosaccharomycetaceae.
CGAAUACGCACAACGAAAGAAUCUCUUACAAUAUGAAACCAAGAAGUCGAAAAAUAGAUUGAGAAUCAAUUCGUCUGCUGUUCAAAUAUUUACUGAAAUACUAACAUGAAAUACUAAAAAACUAAAACAGCAAUGGUCCGUUGGCUUGAAUGGAUGGCGGUAAUAGCAAAAAUUGAAAGGUUAAUUAAAGAGAAAAUGUAAGGUUUGGGGAGUAAUCAAAACGACUAGAGUUUUCUACUUUGCUUUGUUCUUAAGAUGAAUAAAUUAUUAUUAUCAUCAAAAGUUUCUUGUUCCUAAAAGUUUCGUGCAAGCUGAUAUGAAUAACUCUUAAAAACAAACCAAAGUUACUGCAGAACACUACUAGGAAACCCGCAAUUUCUCUUCUUUGAGAUAGAAUUUUGAAUUCUUUUUACGAUGAAAUUAUUUCAGGUUUUCUUCCUUUAGUUUAUCGAUUGUCUUCCAACAAUACCCGCUAAGAAUAUUUUUACCCACUACAUAGCAAAUAUAAUAAGUCACCAACUCGCUUUUACUGGGCUUGUUUAUAUAGUACGCCAUAGACUUUCUCUUUUAGAGACGAAAGUCUACCAUAAUUUACAAGUACGAGUGAGAGUAUAGAAUAUAUAAUUCUCUUAUUUCUUUUCCUUCCUUUAGUCCGUGAGAGUUCUGUUUUACUGCCGUUGGACAUUGACCGUUUGUCGCGACUUUUUGAGUUUUAUCUAAUUGCUUCUAUCGUCAAUCUUUAGUUUGUUUUAUUUUGGUCGAAUUUCAUCAGUAUGAAGCUAUAUAACUUUUCCCUAUGGCUCUUCGCUCUCAUGGCAGGCCUUGCGUCGGCUAGUGUUACGGAUUUCGAAUCUUUCAAAGAUACAUUUAAUAUUCAAGAACAUAUGGGCAGUCUAAGUAUCUACCAUGAGCCAUAUCUUGGUGGAUUAAGUUCAAGAUUUCCGGAAUCUUGUGAAAUUCGUCAACUUCAUGUUUUGCAACGCCAUGGUUCACGAAAUCCAACUGCGGGCGACAGUGUCACUAAUGCUGGUUACCUUUCUCAGGUUCAAGACCGUCUUCUCAAUGGAUCUCUCCCAAUAAACUAUACAGUUCCUGGUAACCCCUUUCAAUUUAUCAAGUCUUGGAUCCCAGUCAUCGAUACCAAUAACGCCGAUAAACUGUCCAGCAGUGGCCGUUUAGAAUUGUUUGAAAUGGGUCGUGAAAUUUUAUCUAGAUAUAGCACAUUGUUUGAUAGCGAUGUUUACGAAAUUAACACGGCUGCUCAAAACCGCGUCGUAGAGUCUGCCACUUGGUAUAGUUAUGGUAUGUUUGGAGAAGAAAUGAAAAACAAAUCGAAUUUCAUUUACGUCCCAGAAGACGAGUCAGCUGGAUCUGCCACUUUGUCUGAUUUCAAGGCUUGUCCUGUAUUUAAUGAAAAGCGUAUCGAUCAUGAAAAAACCAAACAUAUUCGUUCCCAAUGGGAAAAGAUCUUUUUAGCUCCCAUUAGAACCCGUCUUAAUCCUUAUUUUUUAAAUUACAGUCUUACAAACGAUGAUGUUCGAAGCUUUUUCUACUUAUGUGCCUUUGAAGUCGCUCUAAAGGAUGGAAGUGAUUUUUGUUCGCUUUUCACGUCUUCUGAGAUAAUCAAUUUUGAAUACGAUUAUGACCUGAAAUUCUCCUUUCAUGGCGGACCUGCCUCUAAAUGGUCAUCUAUAGUGGGUGGUGCUUAUGUUAAUAAUCUAGCUGAAUCUCUUCGUUCUGUUAAUAAUGAAACAAACAAUCAAAAAACAUUUUUUGCCUUUACCCAUGACACUCAUAUCUUUGCCGUUGAAGCUGCCCUUGGUUUCUUCCCUGACAUCACACCCGAAACUCCUCUACCGGCUACCAAAAAUCCCUAUACUUAUUCUGCUAAAACCUCUUCAUUCGUUCCUUUUGCUGGAAAUUUAAUUACUGAGCUUUUCCAAUGUCAAGAUCAGAAAUAUUACGUUCGACAUCUGGUUAACCAGCAAGUAUUUCCUUUGACUGACUGUGGUUAUGGUCCUUCUCAUUCCUCAGAUGGUAUGUGUGAGCUGUCUGCUUAUCUUAAUUCUCCCGUUCGGUUUAAUUCAACAAAUAACGGUACAAACAUUUUCAAUGCUGCAUGCAAGGCACAGCCUACCAAUCUUACAGUCCACUACUAGAAACGAAUCUAAUAUUUGAUACAUUAAAUUAAUAUUAAUAUUCUUAACCAAACCAGAACCUAUACUUUUUGAGAUGAACAGUGUAUGCCUAGUACUAUUCAACUCGCCAGACAGUGAACCAAAAAACCCCAUUUUAUGUUACGUAAGAAAUAACCCUUUUUAAGCUGCAAUUUCCGCCAAAGCACCA